Molecule: messenger RNA, 2250 nt
Organism: Lucilia cuprina (Australian sheep blowfly)
Lineage: Eukaryota; Metazoa; Arthropoda; Insecta; Diptera; Calliphoridae
Product: mucin-5B-like
Exons: 2
Coding region: 1-2250 (749 amino acids)
Source: RefSeq, a predicted model, not a curated record
AUGGAAAGUGAAGAUAAAGACUGUAGUAUAACGAAACAAUGUAACUCGUCAUCAGAAAGUAACUCUUCCUCAGGAGGUAAAGAAACUGAUUGCAAGUCAUCAGACAGUUGCGACAGUUCAUCCGAAAGUAAAGAGAAAAGCUGUAUAGGUUCAAAAAUCUGUGACGAAUCUGCCGAAACUAAGGACUUAGAAAGCAAACAUAUGAGCUGCGAAGACCCAACAAGUUGUGCCAUUUCAUUAGAAAGUAAUUCACACGAAUGUAUACUGUCGAAAAAUUGCGAUUCCUCAUCAGAAAUUGAAGAACAAGAAUGUAAAUCAUCACAGAGCUGCCAUAGUUCAUCAGAAGGUAAUGAAUACUCCUGCGAAAAAUCUAAAUCAUGCGGCAGCCAUGAUAAAGAAUGUGACUCGUCUACGGAAAGUAAAGAAUUCAGCUGCAAUUACAACUCUACAGAAAAAACACCAACUGCAACUUCAGUAACCGAACAUAAUCCUACCCCACAAACAACUAAGAAAUUGACGGAACUGUCAACCGAAAUUCAUCUCACAACACUUCGCCAGACAACUGGCUCUGGAAUCUCAACGACAAAAAAAUCUAUAGAAGAGUUGUCAACUGAAACACCUUUGAUAACAAUUCCAAAAACAACCGGCUCAGGAAAGGUAGAAACUACAAGAUCUGGAAUGUCUAUAACAGAAGAAUCUUCAGAGGAAUUGUCAACUGAAACACCUUUGACCACAAUUUUACAGGCAACUGGAAAAGGUGAUGUAGAAAGUACUAGUUUUGAAACAGAAGAAUCUACGGAAGAGUUGUCAACUUAUACACCUUUGACCACUAUUCCACAGACAACUGGCUCAGGUGAUGUAAAAACUACUAUAUCUGAAAUGAUUACAACAGAAGAGAUUACAACUGAAAUACCUUUGACAACAAUUCGACAGACAACUGCCUCAGGUGAUGUAGAAACUACUGUAUCUGGAAUGUCUACGACAGGAGAGUUGUCAACUGAAAAACCUUUGACCACAAUUACUCAGACAACUGGCACAGGUGAUAUAGAAACUAGUGUAUCUAGAAUGUCUACGACAAGAGAGUUGUCAACUGAAACACCUUUAACCAGAAUUCCACAGACAACCGGCCCAGGUGAUGUAGAGACUACAAGAUCUGGAAUGUCUACGACAGAGGAAUAUUCAGAAGAGUUGUCAACUGAAACACCUUUGACCACAAUUCCACAGAUGUCUGGCCGAAGUGAUGUAGAAACUACCAGAUCUAGAAUGUCUACGAUAGAAAUAUCUACUGAAGAGUUGUCAACUGAAACUCCUUUGACCACAACUGGUAUGUCUACGACAAAAUUAUCUACACAAGAGUUGUCAACUGAAACACCUUUGACUACAAUUGCACAAAUAACUGGCUCAGGUGAUGUAGAAACUACCAGAUCUGGAAUGUCUACGACAGAGGAAUAUUCAGAGGAGUUGUCAACUAAAACACCUCUGACCACAAUUCCACAGACUUCUGGCCGAGGUGAUGUAGAAACUACUAUAUCUGGAAUGUCUACUACAAAAGAGUUGUCAACUGAAACACCUUUGACCACAAUUCCAAAGACAACUGGCUCAGGUGAUGUAGAAACUACCAGAUCUGAAAUGUCUACGAUAGAAAUAUCUACAGAAGAGUUGUCAACUGAAACACCUUUGAUCACAAUUCCACAGACGUCUGGCCGAGGUGAUGAAAAAACUACUAUAUCUAGAAUGCCUACGACAGAAGAGUUGUCAACUGUAACACCUUUGACCAGAAUUCCAAAGACAACUGGCUCUGGCGAUGGAGAAACUACAAGUUCUGGAAUGUCUCCGACGGAGGAAUCUUCAGAAGAGUUGUCAACUGAAGCAUCAUUGAUCACAAUUCCACAGACAACUGGCUUUGGUGAUGUAGAAACUACCACACCUGAAAUGUCUACGGCAAAGGAAUCUUCAGAAAAGUUGACAACUAAAAUACCUUUAACCACAAUUCCACAGGCAACUGGCUCUGGUGAUGAAGUAACUACAAUUUCUGGAAUGUCAACGACAGACAAAUCUACAGAAGAGUUGUUAACUGAAACACCUUUGACCAGAAUUCCACAGACAACUGGCUUUGAUGUUGUAGAAACUACAACAUCUGUUAUAUCUACGACAGAAAAAUCUACAGAAGAGUUGUCAACUGAAACACCUUUGACCACAAUUUCACAGACAACUGGACCAGGUGAUAGUUGUCAACUGAAACACCUUUGA